GGGUGCCUAAGACUUGACACGCGCCCACUUUGUCGGGAAGGUGCGCCGAGCAUGCAGGCACCAGGCUCCAGCCAGCCCAUUUUAUAAAUGCUCGCACCCACCCUUCUACGCCGCCGCCAAACUUUUACAGUUGCCCCAGCCAAUCCCCUCCAAGACAGUAUCACGUCGGGAUCCUAGCGCUAUCAAUAUUCUGACAUUGCGCGAGGAAAAGUGAUACGGAGAACCUCAUUUCGCUCAUCAACCGACCUGAGCAACGAUUGUAUCCACGAACGUACGAAAUCGGAUACCACAAACCAUCCAGUCUACCGAUCACAACCCGAACUAGCGAAGAACAUUCACGUAAAGGGCCUGCCUCAUCUACGUCUGUCUCCAUAUGGAGGAGAAUAUUCUUGCUCAGAUCUACUGGUAUAACAUUUGUCCUUGUUUUCAGAAUGGAAAAGACUUCGAGAAAUGGCUUCUAGGACAGUUGCCUCCAUCAACUAAGGUAUACGGAGUGUUUUGGACUUCGGAUGACAAUAUCCCAUUCCAAGAGACGCGCGCACAUGCAGUAGUGACAACGAAAAUUGCGGUACCGAAGAAUGACCAGGUCAGAGAGAUUGAAAAAUGUUGUAAAAUUGAACACGGUUCCUGCAAGGCUUUUGCAGACGCCCAGAGGGCCGAGUCGGGAGAUUUGGGAUGGAUCGUGAAAGCUAUCGAGGGUAAACCGGCAAGGGGUAACCCCGAGAUAUUUGGAAACAAGUUACAGGCCUGAUUCAGAGACCGGGUCUCAAUGUAUGCGUGUUGUAAUUGAGGAGCUCACCAAUGUCCGAAUCUAAGACCACCAUAACCGCCUUCAAAGACCUUUUUAGGUUGUGGUAGCCGUAUCAGGUCUACAGCAAAAACCCUUCCGCAGUUCGGCCGAUGUCAGGAUCAGGAGGGCGUGCAAAGACAUUUGCUGACAGUGACGUCCCCUUUUGCUGCUCGACGAAAGAGUUCCUCAUUAAAGAGCACAUUUCCCCAUAUUUCACCAGAAAGGUAUCGUCUCCGUUGAGUACCAGGAGGUCUUGUA
This is a messenger RNA of Cladophialophora immunda, 1048 nucleotides long. RefSeq lists its product as uncharacterized. The coding region runs from base 374 to 751 and encodes 125 amino acids. The record is from RefSeq and is a predicted model, not a curated record. The transcript is spliced from 2 exons. NCBI's taxonomy places the organism in Eukaryota, Fungi, Ascomycota, Eurotiomycetes, Chaetothyriales, Herpotrichiellaceae.